Andrographis paniculata is the source of this 1326-nucleotide messenger RNA. Its product is annotated as benzoate carboxyl methyltransferase-like. The coding region runs from base 152 to 1282 and encodes 376 amino acids. Gene Ontology annotation, molecular function: S-adenosylmethionine-dependent methyltransferase activity. The record is from RefSeq and is a predicted model, not a curated record. The transcript is spliced from 4 exons. Gene Ontology annotation, biological process: methylation. NCBI's taxonomy places the organism in Eukaryota, Viridiplantae, Streptophyta, Magnoliopsida, Lamiales, Acanthaceae.
UAUAUAUAUAUAUAGACAGAGAGAGAGAGAGAGAGAGAGAGAGAGAGAGAGAGAGAGAGAGAGAGAGAGAGGAGUUUAUCGUGGUAGUGUGAGAAGAUAGAAAUAUAUAUAUAUAUAUAUAUAUAGAUAUUUUGUAGAGGAUCAAGAAUUAAUGGAAGGUGUUGAUGUUGUGAAUGUGCUGCACAUGAACGUAGGAAAUGGUGCUUUUAGUUAUGCCAACAAUUCUCUCAAUCCAAGAAUCGGGAUUAUGAAAACAUGGCAUCUUUUAGAAGAAGUUCUAAAAAAGAUGUCACUCGACCCCGGCUUCUCCAAAUGCUUCACAAUGGCGGAUUUGGGAUGUUCUUCGGGUCCUAACACCCUCCUCGUCAUCUCCCGUGUCAUCGAAAUAAUCCGAGGCUUGUGUGACUCAGAUCGCGACAACAUUGAAUUCCAAGUAUUUUUGAAUGAUCUUCCCGGUAAUGAUUUUAAAAACUUGUUUCACAUGUUGCCCGAAUUCUAUCAUAGGCUCGACAAUGUUAAUGACAACAUUGGACAAGGGACGCCGAGGUGCAUCGUGUUGGCUUUGCCCGGUUCUUUCUAUGGAAGGUUGUUUCCGCGCGGAAGUUUGAAUUUUGUUUGGUCAUCAUAUAGUCUUCAAUGGUUGUCUCAGGUUCCCAAAGGUUUGGCGAGCAAUAAAAGUAACAUUAGCAUAUCUAUGACAAGUCCCCAAGAGGUAAUUGACGCGUAUAAAAAGCAAUACCAAAGAGAUUUUAUGACAUUUCUUAUGUCACGGAGUGAAGAAAUGAUGUCCGGAGGUUAUAUGAUUUUAACUAUUGUGGGACGAAGUAUCGAAGAUUCCUUAUUACAUGACGACUACAUGCAGUUCACCAUUCUUGCAGAUACAUUCGUCGAAAUGAUUAAUGAGGGGACGGUGAAGGAGGCGGAUUUGUAUUCGUUCAACAUACCUCUAUACAAGCCGAGCACACAAGAAGUUGAGGAACUGAUCAAGAUCGAGGGAUCAUUUAAUUUAGAAAAAGUCGAGGGUUUUAAAGUUCAUUGGGAUGCACAUGUACGAUACGAUUAUGGCAACCGGUAUGAUGAAGUGGACAAAUAUAAGCUAGGGCAAAAAGUGUCGAAUUUCAUUAGGGCUUAUACAGAACCAAUAGUUGCUAAACAUUUUGGGAAUACAAUUAUGGAUGAUUUAUACAAAAGGUAUGAAAAGAAACUAGCAGAAUAUCUAUCAAGAGAGGAUCCAAUGUACUUUAUUACGACGGUUUGUCUCAGUAGAAAGACGAAAAAAUGACUUACAUAAUCAAUCGAAAUAUGUUUAUCUCUAUACACACGAUG